AUUCUUCAGUCAGUGGGCUGGAACUGCAGCGGCUGCUGUAAGAGGCCAGACUAAGAGAGAGAGAUAGAGCGAGUGGAAAGAGAGCGGGUGGAGGGGCCGAGCAGCGUCUGGGUCAGCCUGGUCUGUCAUCUCAGACAAUCUGAGAGCGAGCAAGCGAAUGAGAGCGUGUGUGAGUGUGUGUGCGUGUGUGCAUGUGUGUGUGUGUGUGUGUGAGAGAGAGAGAGAGAGAGAGAGGGAGCGCAGCAGGAGAGAGGAGGUAGAGAUGUCAGAGGAUGUGGUUUUCCUGAGCUUGCAGAACACAGCGCAGGCAUAGUUUGAGCAUGACCUCAACGCAGACACGCAAAGUGAGCUCUCCACGCUCUGUUUAGCCCUCCGCAGGACUGUAACCAGUGGGAUUCCGAGGAAACAGAGCCACACAAAAAGUGCUCUCGGAAGAACAGAUCUCGGACUCGGUGUAUUCUGGAGCUCCAGGACUUCACGCAGGAAUUUGGGAAUUUUGCACACACACUAGUUCCCAUCCUUCCCCUUGCUUCAUGCCGUUCAUGAACUUGGCAGAGAAGACGUUCUCUGAUCGCUGAGACUUGACGCACCUGUGGAUCCACAACGGCAAAGCAGGAUCAGUGUGCACUGUGACAGCAGAGAUGGGUUGUGGGCUGAGGAAGAUCCGUCAGACAGACGACAGCAGUCCAGGGAAGAUCUACUCGACCCUGAAGAGACCGCAAGUGGAGACCAAGAUCGGAGUGGCCUACACUUACUGCCAUGUGGACUUCUUGGUAGGAAAAGAAGAUGUGACGUCGACCCUGUGCCUGUCCUCGGUACGGGAGCUGCCAUCCCAGCUACAGGAUCUAUACCAGCAGGGCUUUGUCCUCAUAGCUGUCCAUCCCUUCGUCCACCCCUGUGGCCCGGAGCUUGCCAGCGUCCAGCGACAGCUUUAUCGAGCGGUGCUCAGCAAAGUGCCCGAAAGUUCGGAGAAAAGUCCAUCAGAGUUCGAGCCUUACCAUCUGAAGCUGGAGGAGUGCCUGUCUGCUGAUCAUAUUCCGACCUCGGAGCACAUCCAAGGAUAUGUGAAAAAACAGAUUCAGGAUGCAGCUGACCAGGGAAUCAUGUUUUCCGGCUUCAUCCAGGAACCAGCAGGCCUCCACCCUCGUGUCACAUCACGAGGAGGCCUUGGAGAGGCGUCCCUGUCUUUGCACUCCAGUCCGAGUUCUCUACGCUGCUCUGAGCUCACAGCAAGCCCAAGUCAUCAGGGGGAGAGCGGCACCGAGGACUGGGCCGCAGAUGGAGAGACGGAAGAGCCAAGAACUUCUCGAGAUACAGGUGGAGACACUCUCUCAGAUGUGAUGUCCACUGUUUCCAAAUCAGAGUGUUGUGACGGUGAGCAGGAAGAUGUACCGUCGCCCAACGACAAGGCCAAAGAUAAGGAGGGGAAUGAAAAACCCAGCAGGCCCUCUCUAGGCAAAUGUGGUGCUGAACUUUUCGGCUUGUUUAACUACCCGGGUGGGCGUCAGCAGCCGCUGAAGUACUACACGGUGAAGGUGCCUCUGCGGGUGCAGCCUGGUGAUGAGGGCAGUCACGCCAUCGAGGCCCAAUGGCUGGACCACAUGACGCAGCACUUCAACAACGGAGCCUCGCUGGUCGACGGCUACUUCAGUCUGGGCAAAGACGACGAUCAGCUGCCUAAGGUCAUCGACGGUGUGUUUAUUUUCCAAGAGGGAGACUCCAGUGCAAGUACAACUUACGAUGCCAUUGUGGUCGAACAGUGGACCAUCAUUAACGGGGUUCAGGUGAAGACAGACUACAUCCCUCUCCUGCAGUCUCUGGCUUCAUUCGGAUGGAGGCUCACCUGUGUGUUGCCCACACCCAUCGUCAAGACCAACAGUGAUGGAAGCGUGUCCACUAAGCAGAUCGUGUUCUUCCAGAGACCAACACUGCCCCUCAAGAGGAGACACUCAAAGAAAAUCAUCUUCAGAACCCGAAAGAACUCAAGCAAGAACUCGGUGAAAGACACGCUAAAAAACAAGAAGAAGAAGAACACAGCAGAGAAGGAGCUGGACGAUCAGAAGAUCCAGGAUGGAGUGGGGAAGGAGGGCAAAGAGAACACAGAGACGGCAAAUGAGAAUAAUGGCGCAAAUGAGGGAGGAGACAAUGACGAGACAGACAGAGAGACGAUGCAGAAAGAGCCAACAGAUCUGGAGGAAAGGGAUGAGAAAAUGGAGGAGGAGGAGGUGGAGGAGGAAGUGAGGAGAGAGAUGGACGGAAAGAAAUCGACUAAUGGAAAGCAAGAAGAGGCAGAUGAUGAGAUAGAGACACUUUCUGAUGUGAAAAAUGGAGAGAUGGAAGGUGAAGAGGUGAAGAAUUGUGGAGAGGAAAACUACCAUCUGCAUAAUGGUUUAGAUGAGCAAGAGCCAUCAACCAAUGAGGCGCAAGAUGAAAACGGCAUUGAUGCGGACAUCAAUUUAGCUAAUCAGGAGUAAGAAUUUUGCUGCCAUGAAUGUCACACAAAAACCUCGUCUUUUCUCAUAGUCCGCGCUGAAUGCUUUUGAACCGGGGUGAAAAUGAACGGUUCUCACUGCGACUAAGGUUUUUAUCAGUAUAAGCACUGGAUUUUAAGACCACAUGAGGAUGUGUAUGAUGUAUAUAAGGAGCUCAAGACUGAUGACACUUUUUCUUCACCUUGCUCUCAACUUGUUCAAAAUCGACUAAGCAGCAGAUGCAUCCAGUGGACUUAAAUAACAUGAGGAAUGGUGGAGACCAUUUUUGCGAAAGGCAAUCUGUUCUAAAGAAGAUAUCGUCACCUCCUUUUGUUUACAUGUCUAAAUAUGAAUGCUGAGUCACCAGUUUACGGGGUUCGGCAACGUUCUAGCCACAACCAGUGACCAGUUUAUCAGGUCUUUACCUUAUAGGCCACUUAGUGUGUACAUGGGAAUACACCCUGGAGGAGACACCAACCCAGAACCAAAUAUUACCAACAUCCAUUAAGUCACCAGUAAGCCUCAUUCUAUUGCACCAUCGAGACCAUUAAACUGUAGGACAUCCAUUGGAAAACUAUAAAACCAUCACAUGCACAUAGAGCCACUGGCCCCAAGGACCAGUAAUAUUGUGAUAUCUGGUAUGUUGAACCAUUAAAAACCAUUACGAACCAUUAUGGUCCAUUACAAACCACCAAGAACCAACAGAAACUUGACCAUGCACACUGUACUCUAUUUAUCAAUGGAAAAAGAUCACCAAAAGGUUCACAUCUGACCAGAUAUUACUUAGGAGCCCCUGUGGUGAUCCUGUUGAAUUGAUAAAUGGGGUUGUGUAAUCCUUUAGAAAACCAUAACACCAUCAAAUGCACCUAGUACCAGUUAUUGGUCCCUUGGUUCAAAACUAGGACCAUUUACGUUUUAAUAUUUUAGUGUUCUAACUUAUUAUGAACCAUUACAACCCAUUACAAACAACCAGGAACCAACAGAAUUUGGCCAGCCCUACUCUACCCCAUUUUUCAAUGGAAUGAGAUCACCAGAGGACCAACUCUGGCCAGAUAUUACUUAAAAAAUAGUCCAUUUUCAGCAGUACUUAUGAAUAUAUAUAUGUAAAUGAGCUGCUAUAAGGUAUUAGUCACCUAUGUGUUAGCUGUACCUGAUAAAAUGGACAAUCGUUGUAGCUAAAAUGCAGAUGUACCUGAUAAACUGGCAACUCAGUGUAUACAGUUAUACUCCUACAAUGCACACUGAGUAGAACAAUGUUUUGAGCUGUCAGCAUUAGAGGAACAUUUUGAUGCCAGCCGAAAGAAGUGUUUCAUAUUUAGAGACAAUCUACGCUGACUCUGCAACAGCCUUUUUUUUCUUUUGGUGUAUUUCUGACUCACCGAGGUAAUGAAUGUCAAAAUCCCCCGAUGUCUGCAAAAUCUCCAGAAACCAAAAUGAACAGCUCUCAAGAGCAUGACAGGCAAAUGAGGUCCUAAUCCUCUCUACCACAAAGCAACUGUUACCACGCAAGCAGCGAAACAUCCAUUUUCAGGCACCUAAACUAAACGUCUGUGACCUUUGGAGCAUCACAGGAUAAGGACGCACCCAUUAGCUGAAUGUCAUGACCGCUCAUUUAUUUGUAACAAGCGAUGGGAGUUUCAUUCAACUCUCGAUCCAUAAUUCAUUUCACGCUCUGACAGCAGAUGUAUGCUGUCAUACGACUCAAAGCGUGAAUUUCUGUCCGUGUUAAAGAUGUUACGAUUUCAAAAGAAGAGCUCUUGUCAAGGGUGUUUGAAGCCGACGCUGCGCCCCUGCCAGUCACAGCUGAGGGGAUUAUGAUGAAAAACGACAGGGAGAAGAAUUUUAGUGAUCACAUGAUGCUGACUGUAACUUCCCGGACGAAGAUUAAGCUCGGGAGUCGAAGCGAUUUUCCACGGAGAAUCACCAGUGACGCUACCGAUUAGCACAAGACUUAAUCUGUGCUCAGGAAACUGGCCAAGCUAGUGUUUUUAAUGCCAGUUAUUUCGUGUGGCGAGGGGAACAGAAUAACAGAUAAAUGCGUGUGGACUGUGGGCUGACGCUGUUUACCCACAGUAAUUUAUCCUGGCUCCUUGUGUCCUCGCGGUUCGGCAUUUCUUUCCAUGUUUGGUUCGUUUCUAUUGAGAUGUGAUGCGUUUCACUUUUACAAUUUCCAGUCUCGCAUUUCGAAUAAGCAGAGGAGUAAUAUGAGGUAUAGCAUAUACGCAAGGGUUAAAGACGAAUAGGAACUGUGCUGUCAUAUAUGUCAUAUAUGUCAUAUAUUCAUAUAUAUAUAUAUAUAUAUAUAUAUAUAUAUAUAUAUAUAUAUAUAUAUAUAUAUAUUUAUAUAUAUAAUCGACUUAAAAAUAAUGAAAUGAAAGAAAACUGAUAAAUGAAAAAGAAACUUGAAUAGUGUUUUAAUAGCAUGAAAACACAUGCUCACAAGAAUUUUUAGAGAAAAAAAAAUGAAUUAUACCAGCAAAAAAUAAAGACAGCAGUGAUAAUGUUUUUUGGUUGUGUAUAAUUCUUACAUUAGUUCCAUACAUCAUCUAUAGCUACAAAUGUGCCUUAUACAGAGAUGGACCAAUUGCUAGCCCAGAUUUAGUGUUUUUUUUUCAUAGUUUCUCAGUGGACAUGUAGGUUCAACAACCAGAGAAAGAAAAUAAAUCUGACUAACUAUUGCCUUUCUCAAAACGAACAUUUUUAUUUGGUUUGAAGCUAAGUUUAAAUAUAAUCACUAGAGUUGCUGUAAGUAUUGUUCGCACUAAUCGUUCCGAAUCCCACCGCCUGCUGCGCUACACACAUCAGCAGAGGCAUGAUCUGGUUAGCAGAAUGAUAUUUGUGAGCCAGAUUAAUUAGUGUUCACGUGAGCAUAGCGUUACAGAUGAUCUUUUCAAAAUCAGGAACAUGCAGGUAUGUGGAAACUGACGAAAUUGAGCAAAAUAAAAUUUGGCGCAAAGCCGUCUUAUAACUCGCACAAUACGUCACAUUAAACAUACUGAGAGAAAAUAAAGAUGCUCACCAGACUCAUAUAAUAUCUUUCAUGUGCGAUGCAAGGACGAAACACCGCUAAUGACUUGCUGACAUUUUGUUGAGUGAGCAAACAUGAUGCGCGAAACUUUUGUUAGAAGAGGAUAAUAAUCAUCUACAUUUAACAUUUUCAUUUAACUUCAUCUAAGUGCACUAAACCAGCUAACGAGCUCACAAAUAUAAUGUUGUUAUAUUACGUUAGCUGCCACUAUUUAUUCGAGUCAAUCUGAUUUCCGGGCAACAAAAAUAUCAGAGCUUUUCUUGUGAGCUGGAUAAUGAAUUUAUGGUUUGUCCAUCCCUGCUUAUGAUUUUUUGACAAUUUUCUGCAUUUCAAAAAUAACACAUUUGUACAACGGCUAAUAUGAAGCCAUUUUUCUUUUCUUUUUUUCACAGUUUUGCACACCCUAUUUCGUCUUUGACCCAUAAAUAAACGUAAAGUUUGAUUCAUUCCGUAUCAACCUAAAUAAAGCAGAGACACUUUGUUCAUGUGAAGGUUUCCUCGGUUCAACAAUACUAAGUGACCUUUUUUCUCGUGUCUUGUGAUGGAGCAGCAUAGCUCGAUGGAAUGUUUUAUCAUCGUUAUGUGAUGUCGUUAUUGUCUCUCCCAAUGUUUAUUAUUAACAAACAGAAAAAAGAACAUUCCAUAUUCAUCUUGGUUUUUUUCAUCCGCUCAUCCACAGCUCUUUUUAAUACUGAACUGAUAAUUGUUAUGUUCUUCUGACAGGUGGUUAAGUGUACUUUGUGUUCCGCUGCUGUCUCGUCUGCCGCGUGUGUAAUUCAGGUUGUCUGUCAUACACUUUGUCUGUAGUGCUGAGAUAAGAUUCAUUAAUGUUGACUUGCAGUCAGGUUUAGAGCGCUCUGUGAAUCGUGACUACCUGAAAGGGCCUUAACCAAAAUCCGCCGUUGCUUCGUAGAUGCUGGACGUCAAACGGGAUGAAUGUGUUUAGACGAUAAAUGGUUUGUGUCUGCUCGGUGUAUAACAAACAUACUGCCUCCAGUGUUUUGUCAUUUGUUAUGCGUACAUGAAUACAGUCGUGACCCCGCCAGCUUUCCAUAAAGGUGCAUUUCUAUCUUGGUCGAUUCCUCCUCCUGCAAACGAGCCAGAAAAAAAACAAGCGCAGGAGACAAAGCCUAGUGACAUUUACCCCCGCUGCGGCUAAUGGACUACUCGACCCCCGUCUGGAAUGUUCUUGCCCCUUGUGGACAGAGCUAAUAUGCACUUUGCUCGUUUUUACGCAACCUUUUCAUGUGUCAAAAAACUGCAGCGGUGCAGAGAGAGGUCAUUACGCAUAAUAACCCAUGGUUCCUUCAGUCCAUUUCCUGUUUGCUUUGUUUCCUGGCGUGCUAAAAGGGGACUGAGGCAGAAAGGCCGUAGGAGGUUUUGUCUGCUUCUGGUCUCUGUAUGGAAAAAAGAUGUUACUCUUAAAAAAAAAAAAAAAAAAAAAAGGUUGCAUUUUGGAGGUCGUUCACUUUUUUUAAUAUAAUUAAUAUUAUUGUUGUCCAUCGCAGCCAUUUGUAUAGCAUUAUCUCCAUAAGCACAGCCUGUAAGUAAUUGGACAUGAUCACGUUUUUUUUUGUUUCUGACACACUGGAUUGGUAAAAUAAUAGCGACUAUGAGAUUAAAGUGCAGACAGUCAGCUUUAAUUUGAGGGUAUUUAUAUCUACAUUAGGUGUGAGUUCAGUAUUCAGUCAGCUUCUUUUCAUAUCCAAUGUGGAGAGCUAAAUAACAAAAACCGUGUCAGCGUCCAAGUAUUUACAGUCUGCAAUGUAUGUUAAUGUCCCCUGUACAAUUUGUAUAUUAUAAAUAUGAUUUAUUUUGGUUUGCGUUUGAGUAAUUCUGACAUAAAUAUUCUAAAUAUGCUUAUUGUA
Pangasianodon hypophthalmus (striped catfish) is the source of this 7367-nucleotide messenger RNA. Its product is annotated as raftlin. Lineage: Eukaryota; Metazoa; Chordata; Actinopteri; Siluriformes; Pangasiidae. The transcript is spliced from 11 exons. The record is from RefSeq and is a predicted model, not a curated record. The coding region runs from base 642 to 2474 and encodes 610 amino acids.